Austrofundulus limnaeus is the source of this 1991-nucleotide messenger RNA. RefSeq names its product methyltransferase 16, N6-methyladenosine (gene mettl16). Gene Ontology annotation, molecular function: 23S rRNA (adenine(1618)-N(6))-methyltransferase activity. The coding region runs from base 147 to 1784 and encodes 545 amino acids. Gene Ontology annotation, biological process: rRNA base methylation. NCBI's taxonomy places the organism in Eukaryota, Metazoa, Chordata, Actinopteri, Cyprinodontiformes, Rivulidae. The record is from RefSeq and is a predicted model, not a curated record. The transcript has 10 exons. Gene Ontology annotation, cellular component: nucleus.
UACAGGAAGAGAGUUGCAAAAAGUCAAAACGUUGGACCUACGGUGUGUUUUUAGGCUGCUGUGGUUUCAUUAAAGACUCAGCGCAAGUGGGUAAACUUUAUCGACCAGCAGAUAAAGUUGUUGAACCGAUAAGCAGGCCUGUCCACAUGGCUCUCAACAAGUCCAUGCAUCCUCGGAACAGGUACAAGGACAAACCUCCGGACUUCGCCUACCUGGCCUCCAAAUACCCGGACUUCCAGCAGCACGUGCACACCAGCCUCACAGGACGACCAGUUGUGAACUUCAAAGAGCCAGAGGCGGUGCGAGCGCUGACCUGCACCCUGCUGAAGGAGGACUUCGGUUUGACCAUCGAGAUCCCUCUGGAGCGCCUCAUACCGACCGUCCCUCUACGCCUCAACUACAUCCACUGGGUGGAGGACCUCAUCGACGGCCAGAAACAGCCACGCAGGGGCAUCGACAUCGGCACAGGAGCGUCCUGCAUCUAUCCUUUACUUGGAGCUACAAUGAACGGCUGGUACUUCCUCGCCACUGAGGUGGACGACAUCUGCUUCGACUACGCAAAGAAGAACGUGGAGCAGAACAACAUGUCUGACCUGAUUAAAGUGGUGAAGGUCCCACAGAAGACAUUACUGAUGGACGCUUUAAAAGAAGAGACAGAAAUCGUUUAUGACUUCUGCAUGUGCAACCCUCCGUUUUUCGCCAACCAGCUUGAAGCGAAGGGGGUGAACUCCAGGAACUCACGGCGACCUCCUCCCAGCUCGGUGAAUACAGGAGGAGUGACGGAGAUCAUGGCAGAGGGAGGUGAGCUGGAGUUUGUCAAGAGGAUCAUUCACGACAGCCUGCAGCUCAAGAAACGUCUCCGGUGGUACAGCUGCAUGUUGGGGAAAAAAUGUAGCCUGACACCUUUGAAAGAGGAGCUGAGAAAGCAAAGGGUGCCUAAAGUGACCCACACCGAGUUCUGCCAGGGCCGGACCAUGAGGUGGGCGCUGGCCUGGAGUUUCUAUGAAGAUGUGAUUGUUCCUUCUCCUCCCAGUAAGAAGCGUAAGCUGGAGAAGGCUCAGAAACCUCUGUCCUUCACGCUGCCGGAGGCCGGGCUGAAGGAGCUCCAGGCCAAGGCCUCGGCUGCAGGCUGCGUCGGCAGCUCUGUGGACGUCGUCACCGCUCUGCUGGAGAUAACACUGACUGAGCUGCGGGUGCUGCACAAACGCGUCCCUUGCAGAGAGCAGGAGCAGAGUCUCUUUCUGACCGCCGUGGAAAACACGUGGAUCCACGGCCGACAGAAGAGGCGCGAGCAGAAACGCCAGCUGCGAGAGCUUCCCAGAGCGCCUCACGGUGCCGGAACCAGUUCUCAAACCAGCGUGACCACUGCCGCCCCAGGAUCUCACAGUUCCCCCCAGAACCAGCCCCUCCCCACAGAGAAAAGCAACAGCCAGGACAGCAACGUCAACCUGUCUGCAAACGAGACGAGCAGAGCAGAAACGAGCACAGCCGGAGAACUAGAAGAGGCGUCAGAACAUGCAGCAGGUGAGGACGCAGGCAUGGAGUCCUCCACCUGCCCAGAAGCGGGUCAGGAACCAGAUGCUGCAGGUGAAGCACCCCCUGUAGGGUCCCAGACCCACGGUCCUGUSGAACACUUCCUGUUUAAAUGUGUGCUGAACGUGAUUCCAGAGGACAGAGACGUCGUGGUGGAGCUGCACUGGGUUGAAGGUCAGAACAAAGACCUGAUGAACCAGCUGCGCACCUACCUGAAGAACAGCUUGUUCAAAUCUGUGGCCAAAGUUUAAUAAUCAGAAAGAGAACACAUUUCUAUUUUUGUUUUGUAAAGGAAGUAUUCUGAUGUCAGCCAGUGAAGUAUUCAUUUUACCAGAGAUUUUUUGUUUUUCUAAAAGUUUUUACUAUUACGUAUUUUCUUGUUAGCUUACCUUUAAAGGUAUUCCACAUGUAAAAUAAUACUUUGUUGCAAACAAAUGCAAUAAAUGUACAUUUUCAAA